GGUGCCAACAAGAAAGCUGAACUACUGAGAUUACAGAGAGAAGAAGAAGAAAGGAGGCGGAGAGAGGAAGAGGAAGCCAGAAUUCAAGCUGAACUAGAAGAAGCAGCAAGACUUGAAAAGGAGAGAAUUGAACAAGAGAUGAUGGCAAAGCUUGCAGCAAAAGAUCGAGAACGAAGGGAGGCUGAACUGGCAGAGCUUCAUUCACUGGAACAGAAGUUUUUGUCUGCAGAGCAGUGGAAAAUCGAUUAUAGAGCACAUGCAAAGUGGGAGCAUUACCUCAGUUGUGAUGAAAAUCCUGACCCAGCUGUACUGUGGGAAAUAAAUACUUUCAUGAGUUUAUGGCGUGAAGAUCAAAAUAAGGACAUUAAACUUGUGAUGGAGAAAGGGGAACAGGUGCUAAAUUUAAUUGAGAAGUUGCAGUUUCUUUUAUUGGAUGCACCAUCAAAUCAGAUAACAGAAAAAGAAAUAGUCCAGUACCAGGAAUCUAUUCUGGAAUUGCAGAAUCUGCUUCAGGAGAAGUACAAUGGAGCUACAGAGCACCUGCUUAAAACAGCCUGUAUGUGUGAAGAUUCUGAAACUGGAAAUAUGCAUGCAGUCAUAAAGGAUAAAAAUGUCACUUUCUGUAUCUGGGUCAACCUGAAGAAGAAAGUAAGGUUCAAAAAUCAUGUGUUUUGUGAUGCACAGCAUGGAUUUGAUCUUCCAAAGUCACUGGCUGUGAGCAGUGUUGCUGUUCGCAUAUUGCAUACUCAUUAUGAUCAUGUGUCUCCACUUUGGCUGCAGUGUCAGAGUGUGCCAAAAUUGGAAGUCUUAGAUAGCAAAGAGUUAACACAGGAUUCAAAAGACGAUGUAGAAGAACCAGGAGAAGAGGGAAACAAAGCCAAUGAAGAGCCCAGCAUACCUGCUAAAGAAGAGCCCAGCAUGCCUGCUGAAGAAACAUGGGAUAGGAGAAAGAGUGUUGUCUCAAUCCAAGAAAACAUCAGUAACAUAGCUGAUGUAAAUGAGACAGGGGAGGAAGCUGAGAAGAAAUCAGAAAUCCUGGACAUAUCAUCACUAUCACUAGUUCAGGAUCCGGUGAUGCAGGAAGAGACAAGUGAAAAAGAAGAGGCAAAACCAGAUGAAAACAUUGUUGACUUGCAGCAGUUUGUACUGGUGGGUGGUGUGUACCAUAUCAAUGCGCUGCAGGUUCCACGUCAGGUCAAACAAGUCAAGGACUGGAGUAUGGUGGAGUUACGUGAUGUUGGGUUGGAGGCAUACCCAUAUCCUUCAGAAGAGGCUGAAGAUGCCAUACAUCCACCAAUAGAGAUAACCCUUAGGCUUUCUGACAAUGUGAUGUAUUUUGCAACUCCUGUGAUAGCCCGCUGGGAUCCUGCAGGCCAGCAGUGGAGAACUGAUGACAUCAGCAACGUAACAUAUGAAACAGAAGAAAAGAGUAUCACUUUUAAGAUGGGGGCCUUUUAUACAAUAGCACUUCUUCAGGAUGCUCAUAUCAACAUGCCAUAUCAGGGAUGGGAAUUGCAACCUACUGGCACAGAUGAAGCACUACUUAUAGUUACUACAGUCUUUGCAGUGAUUCAGAUACAAAUCAAGGGUAAUCAGUGUAUGUUGUCUUCAGUAGUGGUGGAAGAGAAGGAGGUGCUUUCCCACAUCACAGGAAAAUGGAUAAGUCCACUUAACCUAAGAGAAGUUUUGAAAAAAGCUGGUGUGAAUAUUUUUCCAGGAGAGUGUUCUUACACGUACCUCUCUCUGAACAAGAAGGCACCCAUAGCAGAAGCUAAGGCCUAUCAACAGAUGGCACUGCUUGCAUCUGCUUUUGCUUUUGCCAGGAGCAAGUGGAAUCUAGAGGCUGGUCAAGAGCAAGUAGUGUUCAAGAGGCAAAUGAGACAGAAGAUGUUGCUGUUGAUACAGUACUUGGUACACAGUCUUUUGGUUUAGGGGUUCAAAGCUGCACCUUGAGUUUGUUUCUGUAUUACAUUGAUGAGUAUACAAGAACUUUAAUUUUCAUCUAGAAUUUAUACUCUGUCAGUGUCAUGGGCUUCAUCUUACAGCUCAUUUUUUUCUGCAAUAGGUAAGUGAGCAUCUUAAAGCAGAAUCUGUCAAAGACAAAGACUGGUCUCUUUAUCUAUUUAAUGGCCAGAAAGCACAAAAGCUUAAGCUCACCGAAACCAGUGAAGCUUUUUCAGAAGAGAUUGAGGAAAAUUCUGAAUUUCACUCCACAAUCUACCAUAUGCUUAAGGACUUUUCCAGCAAAGAAGCAGUAGAUAAAGUGGAAACAGCUAGCUUCCUGUUU
Strigops habroptila (Kakapo) is the source of this 2287-nucleotide messenger RNA. It is a transcript of the gene DNAI7, whose product is annotated as cancer susceptibility 1. The transcript has 14 exons. Bases 139 to 1932 code for a protein of 597 amino acids. The record is from RefSeq and is a predicted model, not a curated record. Gene Ontology annotation, cellular component: axoneme. NCBI's taxonomy places the organism in Eukaryota, Metazoa, Chordata, Aves, Psittaciformes, Psittacidae. Gene Ontology annotation, molecular function: beta-tubulin binding; microtubule binding.